Molecule: messenger RNA, 1371 nt
Organism: Pungitius pungitius (ninespine stickleback)
Lineage: Eukaryota; Metazoa; Chordata; Actinopteri; Perciformes; Gasterosteidae
Gene: sh3bgrl
Product: SH3 domain binding glutamate-rich protein like
Exons: 4
Coding region: 263-610 (115 amino acids)
Cellular component (GO): cytoplasm
Source: RefSeq, a predicted model, not a curated record
UCCGGCUCUACACAGAGAGAGAGAGAGAGAGAGAAUGGGGGCAGAGCACAGAAGCGGAGGAGGAAUGUAAAACCUCCAUCCAGAGCCGAGAGCAGCAGCCUUUGCGCAGAUAGUCUGCGCCGCCUUCAACAGACGCACCGCGGGCCCGCCGGAGGAGGGAGGAAGUUCAUCGCCAUCGUCUCCGUGCUUGUUUCUCGUCCCGAUCCGACCCGCGAAGAGUCUGCGACCGCACCGGACUCGUGUCGGCACCAGGGAUUAAAACAUGGUGAUCAAAGUGUACAUCGCCUCGUCCUCCGGAUCCACUUCGAUUAAGAAGCAGCAGCAGGACGUGAUGGGCUUUCUGGCGGCCAAUAAGAUUGUGUUCGAAGAGUGCGACAUCGCGGCCAACGAGGACAACAGGAAGUGGAUGAGGGAGAACGUCCCGGAGGAGGCCAGGCCCACCGCGGGGAACCCUCUCCCCCCACAGAUAUUCAACGAAAGCCAAUACUGCGGGAACUAUGAGGCCUUCUUCGACGCAAGAGAAGACAACGCUGUGUAUGCCUUCCUGGGUCUGACCGCCCCGCCCGGCUCAAAGGAGGCCGAGGCUCUAGCGAAGAAAGCCCAGCAGUAGCAGCUUUACACCGUUUUGUACCUGAGUCCUAAACCCAGACCUGAACCUGAUCCAGGAUGAAUACAAGCAACAUUUCACUCGGCUUUUUAAUGUCAUUUACUUUUUUCCCUAUUUGUCUGUGUUCUGCUGUGCCUUGUCAGCUGUAGCAAAAGGAGUUGCUAAGGCAGAGCAUUAUGGGUAUGAAACGGCUCUGCUAGCUCUCUUUAACCUCGGCCCGCUAAUCCUAUUGGCCCAACAAAACGUCAAUCAACAACCACAAAAAGCUUCCUUUUUGAGAACACAUCGUCAGACACAUCUAAAUGUACACACUUUUUAAAGUUGUUUUCACUGAGGCAUCAUUUGGUCAACAGGACAUCAUCCAGAAAACAUUAUAAUGCAUUUCACUAGACGGGUUCAGUUAGAAAAAGACUAAUCUGUCAAAUCCCGGAAACGCGUUUAGCUCCUGCCAAUCACGUCAUCGCCAAACCUGCAGCACCUUCUGUAAAAGUGAUUGACUACAAUCCUAUUGUUUUUAUUUACCUCAUACGGUCUUAAUGCUGUUUUAAUAGCAAACCUUUUUCUAAGAGAUGAUAUUGUUUAAAAAAUGGAAAAGCAUGCCAAAAUUACAAGCCUGCAUACACAGAGGGAUGUGACAUUUUUUUAAUUUACUGUUUGGAUCGCUGUUUUGUCAGCGGCAUCCUGUUUCACAUUGUGUUGGUAAUCCCUGUGUUACACAAUCUUCUUUGAAAUAAAAUAAAGACAAGACUGCCAAUAAAACUGCA